AUGGAUUUACAAAACUCUAACGGGUCAUCUGGGUCGGACAAGCAGAAGCCCAGUCUGAUAGACUUGGGGACGUUUUUCGUGGACGCUGACAUCAUUUUUGGAUUUACUAGUCAUCUGUUAAAGCGAAAAGCCAAGGUGGAAGGCUGUUCGAGCGGAGAGUCUUCUCUCUCACUUGAGCUGAGCCCGAGGAAGAGACUGUCAUUAGAGGAGGAAAGGUGUGCCAGCAGACCCCCACCUGAAGGCGCAGGAGCCGUGAGCCUCUCUGAAUCCGACAGGGAAGAGACUAAGCCAGAUCUGUGCAAGCAAUGUCAGAUGACUAUAGCUGAACUGAGGAGACAAGCUCUCGCUCUGUCCGACCCUGCUUCCUUUAAGGACCCUGGAUUUGCUUCCUUUAUCAUCGACCAGCUGCAAGUGCCCGAUUGGUCGCUGAAAGGCGGACAUGAAGGAACGAGGUGUCAGGUGUGUGGCACACCUGCACAGCAGCUGAAACAGCAGGCACUGCAGACUCUCCAAGAACUGUACCCUGUUUCUGACAUGCCGUCCCUGCCUCCCAACACCUUCCCUGGGCAUCCCACCAGGCUGAGAACAAACAGCGUGGUCACUCUUUCCUCCAGACCUACCAGAUCUAGGAUACCUCACCCAGCGCACAGUGUCCUGCCUGUGGGGGAGCGGCAGCGUGAGCAGGGCUGGUCUCAGAGCCCGUCUUCCAGCGCUGGGGCAAUAAAACCCAGCGUGCAGGUGACCAUGGGAGGAAGACCUCUGACGGGGACCAUCAGUUCAGUCACCAUUCAAGCCCAGCAGUACUUGGAGGGCAUGUGGAGCAUCUCACGUGUCAAUAACUUCCUGCCUCAGCCAAACCCGACACAAGGCCUCGUAGGUCAAGCAGAGCAGAACGAAUGGCAUUCAGAUGCCACCAUCUCCAGAGUGUCCCUGACUCCCUCCAGACAGAGAAGUCCGGUUCAUUUUGGCCAGGCUGUGUCUGCUUCCUCUGAUCAUCCCACUUCAGCUGCAGCAUCCUUUUUCAUCAGGGCUGCUCAGAAGCUGAAUCUGUCAUCCAAACGGAAGAAGCAGCAGCCGCCACUGGUAUACUCCCAGGAGCCCUCCAUCUACCCCACUAACUUUAGUGCUGUCCUUCAGUUUUCACCUCCACCUGCUCCACCAUGUCUGCUCAGGGCGGGGUCAAAGGCCAAGGAGAACCCUGGCAUGGGCAAGGUCAAAGUGAUGAUGCGGAUCUGUCCAUCACUGGGGAUUGUGGAUUCAUCCGAGUCCCUGUCCUUCCUGAAGGUGGACACUCGUAAGAAACAACUGACCCUCUACGAUCCCUCACUCAACACACAGCCCACCUCAGUGCAUAGACGAGCAGUGCUGCCCGCCCCAAAGAUGUUUGCCUUUGACACUGUUUUUUCCCAAGAUGCCUCUCAAGCUGAAGUUUGCUCAGGGACAGUGGCUGAAGUUAUUCAAUCAGUGGUUAAUGGAGCCGAUGGAUGUAUUUUCUGCUUUGGUCAUGUCAAAGUUGGCAAGACAUACACUAUGAUUGGCAUGGACAGCUCUACGCAGAGCCUUGGCAUUGCGCCCUGUGCCAUCUCCUGGCUGUUCAAGCUCAUCAACGAGCGCAAGGAGAAGACUGGCACGCGCUUCUCGGUACGGGUGUCAGCCGUGGAAAUCUACGGCAAGGACGAGAGCCUGCAGGACCUGCUUUCUGAUGUGCCCACAGGAAGUCUGCAGGACGGCCAGUCGCCUGGUGUUUACCUGCGUGAGGACCCCAUAUGCGGCACACAGCUCCAGAACCAGAGCGAAUUAAGGGCUCCCACUGCAGAGAAGGCCGCCCUGUUUCUUGAUGCCGCCAUCGCAGCACGUAGCACCAACCGGCCAGACGCAGAUGAGGAAGACCGCCGCAACUCCCACAUGCUGUUCACCUUACACAUCUACCAGUACCGCAUGGAGAAGAGCAGCAAGGGUGGAAUGUCUGGUGGUAGGAGCAGAUUGCAUCUGAUUGACUUGGGAAGCUGUGAGAAGGUGCUUUGUAAGAGCAGGGACGCAGGAGGAGGUCUGUGUCUGUCUCUGACUGCGUUAGGAAAUGUGAUACUGGCUUUGGCCAAUGGAGCUAAACAUGUUCCAUACAGGGAUAGCAAGCUCACCAUGUUACUGCGAGAUUCCUUGGGGAACAUCAACUGUAGGACAACCAUGAUUGCCCACAUCUCUGACUCCCCUGCCAAUUAUGCAGAGUCUCUUACCACCAUUCAGCUGGCCUCCCGAAUCCAUCGUAUGAGGAAAAAGAAAUCAAAGUAUGCAUCCAGUUCCUCUGGAGGAGAGAGUUCCUGUGAUGAAGGAAGGAUUCGUCGACCACCACAUUUGCGGCCCUUCCAUCCUCGCACUGUGGCCCUUGACCCAGAUCUACCAUCAUUCCUCAGUGAUCCUGACUACUCUUCAAGUAGUGAGCAAUCAUGUGACACUGUAAUUUAUGUUGGCCCUGGUGGUGCUGCCAUCUCUGAUCGAGAGCUCAGCGACAAUGAAGGACCCCCAGCCUUUGUUCCAAUCAUCCCCUCUCUUAACCGUAAGCAACGAGGGAAAGAAGGGCCAGUUGACUGUGAUCACUUCAAAUGUAACACCUUUGCUGAGCUUCAGGAGCGAUUAGAAUGUAUCGAUGGUAGUGAGGAGCCUACAGACUUUGUUGGAGAAUCUGGAGGAAAUUCUGCAAGCCCUAAAAUGGACCGUCAUGCAACCAAGUUGAAUGAAGGCUCUGGCAGCAUUUCAGUUUCUCCCAAGACUCCUACCAAAGCUCUCUUAUCAACACAGGACAGCAUAUCCAAAAAGUCCAUUACUGUAGCCAGUAAACUGCCUGGCAGUCCAAAACACAAAUCCAAAUUAGAACAUUCUAAGUUGCAAAGUGCCAUAUCGGACAAAGAUCUCAGAGACAUGUCUGAGAGUAGGACAAGUGCAGAUGGUGAAAAGGUGCAAAUGUCAGAAAAUGGAACGCUCCUAUGCACUCCAGGAAAACAAAUUAAACCAACAGUAUCCCAAAACUCAGAGCCUGUGGUUAGGGAAAAGGUUUUUUUCAGUAAAAAGUUACCCAAGCCUGCUCCCCCACCACCACAACAAAAAGAUUAUGUCAGGGUCAGUAGUAGUGAAAGUGAAGAAAAGUCUGCCACAAGGAUGCCACCAAUUGGGAUGAGUCAUCAAAAAAGAGGUGAUUCAAAUGAGAACUCACCGGUAAAACUCCAUCACUUUAAUUCCAGAACUUCAGGGGAAAUGAGGUCCAAUCUUAGGGAAAGGUGCAUGGAGAAGGACAUAUUAAGGACAACUGUAACCCUUAAACAGCCAGUGGAGCUAAAUGGUGAGGAUGAGCUUGUAUUCACUCUUGUGGAAGAGUUAUCAAUUGACAAUAUUGUGGACAAUGGAAGGCCCUCCAGUAUUGUAAGUUUCAAUAGUGAUUGCUCACUACAGGCCCUUGCCUCGGGAUCACGACCAGUAAGCAUCAUUAGCAGUAUCAAUGAUGAAUUUGAUGCCUAUACAUGUAAUGUUGGUAACUCAGAGGCAAACAUUAAAAUGGUGGCACCAUUACAGGAGAAAGCAUGUACUUCACUUGGCAGCCGUGGUUCUUCUAUCACUUCAUGGCUUAGUGAAGUAAGUGUCUGUAGUCUGGAGAGUGAAGGUGCCCAAACAGUAGAUGUCUUUCUCCCUCAAGGUACUCCUACCGGCCCAGACAGCUGCUUCUACCUUGAUUCUCUUAGGAUGUUCCAAAGCAGCCAUCAAAAGGAACCUAAAAACUCUUUGAAUGAUAGUGGCUGUAGCUUCUCAGAUUUGGACAGUGACAGUGCUAUAUCAGGCAAACUCUCUCUUAGCAAGUGCCCAUCCUCUCCAGAGGCCCCACAACAGUCUGCCGAAAGUUUACCAAAACUGGCAAAGGCAAAUACCAUUAAUUUAUCUGAUCCCAAGUCUUUUCAAGAUUCUCAAGUUGUCCAGUGUAGUCUUUCCAGGAAAUUAAAACCUACCUCAUCCACAGCCCAGAGUAGCAGUAUCAGUGGAAGCAGCUCCAGUACCAACUGGAGACGUGAGCCACCAAGGCAAGACUACAUACAAGAUCCAUGGCACCAAGUAGAUAGCUCAUUGGAGUCUUCUAUAACCUUUAAUUCAGGUUCGUCCAGACUGGUUAAACAUGGAAUGAGUGGAAUUCCUGCAAGAAAAGCAGGCACAAGCAGCAACAGUGGACCUCGAUUGCCCAAAACACUAGGGUCAAACCCAUUCCAAAGGGUGGUGGACGGAUGUGAAAAAUCCAGCAACAACAGGAAGAUGGAGUCCCCAAGCAAGAUGCCACAGCUCAGACGAGGCGCAACAACACUUGGGACAGUUCCAGUCAUACAUUCAUCCAUUGAUGUCAAGCUUGCUCAAGAUAUUGGUACCUCAGGAGGAAGUUUAAAGUUCUCCUCUUUAGGAAAAAGUGGAAAGUCAAGCAAGCAGGAGGAGAUUAUGUCAAAACCUGGCAAUGUAUCACCACCUCCUCCUCCAGUUCGCAAAUCUAGUUUGGAUCAAAAGAAUCGAAUCCUGUUUCCCUCAAGUGCCUUAAAGUCUGCUUAUGAUGCAGGAAAGUCUUUAGCACCAAGGGCUAUAGGUUUAGAGGAUGAUAUUGAUCUUAGCUCUAGAGGAGAUUCAAAUAGUUUAAGAACAUCUAACUUAAAAUCAGAGCAUAGUUUGAUAAAAGCAACCUCUAGUCUCAAAGCUAGAGGAGCUAGAUGUGAUACAGGACAGCUUUAUGGGAGCCAGAUAUCUCUAGACAGAUGUGACAGUUUGUCAUCUUUGGGGUCGAAACCUGCUCUUAGUCGAGAAAACAGUGGUGCUAGUCUCAACAGCAAGUCAAGCAAGUCUGUCGGUAGGUUUGGAUCACCUGUUGCCACCUAUUCCCCAAUUGCUACCUCUCCACCUUCUUGUAUAAACCCAGUAACCACUGUAAAAAGUGGGAUUGUCAAAGGCAGCCUUAACGCAAGACAAAUACCUGUUAAUGCAAAUAAAGCUCGUACAUUAUCUGCAAGCAACUCCAAAGCCCUGAGCUCAUCCAUUAAAUCUCUUGUGGCACCUGCAACAAGGAAUGCCAACCUUCCACCUUCAGGAAAGACUGCAUUACCUCGAGCAACAGUAGGAGGCAAUGGUAAAUCCACAAGAGGAACAAUAAUGGGUACCAAGCAAGCAAUGCGGGCAGCAAACAGUCGCGUCAGUGAGUUGGCAUUGGCCAAUCCUUCUGGGAAACAUACAAAGGGCUCAGGUGACUCUGACAGUGGCAAUGACAGUGGAGUGAACCUCAAUGAUGACCAGCAUACCCCAAUCCCCAUUCUCCCAUCCCCAUAUAGUAAGAUCACAGCCCCCAGAAGACCUCAACGCUACAGCAGUGGCCACGGAAGUGAUAACAGUAGUGUCUUAAGUGGAGAGUUGCCUCCUGCCAUGGGACGAACUGCACUCUUCUACCACAGUGGAGGGAGCAGUGGAUAUGAGAGCAUGAUCCGUGAUAGUGAAGCUACUGGUAGUGCUUCUUCAGCCCAUGACUCCAUGAGUGAGAGUGGGAUGUCCUCCUCUGGUCGCACAAGAAGCUCCAAAGCACCCAAGAAGAGGUCAAAUGGCCUCCAGAGGAGGCGUCUCAUCCCAGUUCCCUUACCGGACACCUCCUCCCUGGGGAAGUCUGGGACCACGGGUCAGUGGGUGGACCUUCCCCCUAUGUCCGGACCACUGAAAGAGCCUUUUGAGAUCAAAGUGUAUGAAAUUGAUGACGUGGAGAGGCUUCAGCGGCGAAGACAAGAAAAGACAGAUGAGGGCCUGAUGUAUUUUAACACUAAAUUAAAGGUUAUUGAGAAACGGCAGCAGCAAAUCAGAGAUCUUAAAGCCAAGCAUGAGACUCUGAAAGAAGAGCUGGAGGACACAAAGUCUAGAUUAAUGAUGGAUCCCAGCAAGUGGAGAUCUCAGCUUUUAGAAAGGGCCACAGUCCUGCACUCUACCUAUCAGAAGUGGACCCGUUACCACGGAGACAUUCCCGAGCUGCUGUAG
Molecule: messenger RNA, 6030 nt
Organism: Sinocyclocheilus grahami
Lineage: Eukaryota; Metazoa; Chordata; Actinopteri; Cypriniformes; Cyprinidae
Product: kinesin-like protein KIF26A
Exons: 15
Coding region: 1-6030 (2009 amino acids)
Biological process (GO): microtubule-based movement
Molecular function (GO): microtubule motor activity; ATP binding; microtubule binding
Source: RefSeq, a predicted model, not a curated record